Messenger RNA from Ruditapes philippinarum (Manila clam), 594 nucleotides. RefSeq names its product probable RING finger protein 207 homolog. Gene Ontology annotation, cellular component: nucleoplasm; chromatin. The record is from RefSeq and is a predicted model, not a curated record. The transcript has a single exon. NCBI's taxonomy places the organism in Eukaryota, Metazoa, Mollusca, Bivalvia, Venerida, Veneridae. Gene Ontology annotation, biological process: positive regulation of DNA-templated transcription. The coding region runs from base 1 to 594 and encodes 197 amino acids. Gene Ontology annotation, molecular function: zinc ion binding; ubiquitin-protein transferase activity.
AUGGCGGAAAGUGGAAGAAAUAUAGGAAAGUAUCAUGAAGGUCCUAAUUGUGUGAAUGAAAAUUUGUGUCAACCAUGUUUAAAUAAGGAUAAACAAACUAUAGCUGACAAGUUUUGUUCAACUUGUAAGGAAUUCCAAUGUUAUGAUUGUUCAAAUAUACACAACUUGCUCGCAUUCUUGAAAACUCAUAAAUUGGUGAGCUUAAAAGAAGGUAACUUUACUAGCACUUUCUUUGAAAUGAAGACCUUAGAUGAGUGUGAUCAACAUGAAAAACUUUUUGAAUUCUUCUGUGAAGAUGAAAAGAAGCUGUGCUGCAGUACUUGUGCUAUUGUUAAUCAUCGGAAAUGUAAUAGCGUUGUAGAAAUUGAGAAAAUUGCAGGGAAAAUGACGUCAUCAGGUUCUGGCUUAGGGGAGAAAUUGUCGGAAGCUAGAGAUGAUGCUGAGGGUAUUGCAAGACACAUUUGCUCUUCAAAAGACAAACUUGUUCAAGAUAUAAAAGAAAUACUAAUAGAAGUUAGACGAAUGCGAGACGAAGUAAUGCGAAUGUUUGAUGAUUUAGAAGAUUCCGUCGUCAAGAGCGCUGAAACACUUUAG